Molecule: messenger RNA, 5250 nt
Organism: Anthostomella pinea
Lineage: Eukaryota; Fungi; Ascomycota; Sordariomycetes; Xylariales; Xylariaceae
Source: the annotation of a GenBank genome assembly
AUGUCUCGCGCGCCGGGCGGCCGGGAUCGAGCCGGUGGUGGCGGUUUCGCACCGGUUCCACAGAUCGACGCCACCGACGACGACGACAGUAACAUCAAUCAGGAUGACCAGCAAGGGCAAUAUAACGGCCAGUCGCAGCGUCGGCGGUUCACAGCCGUAGAUCGCUUCCGCGACACAGUGCAGCAUGUCAUUCGGCAGAGCACGAUACCGCACGAGCAGGACUGGCUGAGCGUGGGCAGCUCUCCCGCGUUGUCGGACACCACACUGGUUGGCGCCGACUACCUCGACCUCCCGAUCCAGCGAUUCGAUGAGGUGGAUCUCGGAGACUAUGGCAGCUACGUCGAGUACAGAGGUUACUACGGCCCUGAAGUCACGCACGCCGUGGACACGAGGGACCUUCAGGCUGGAGUAGGGAUUGAAGUCAGGGACCUUUCAUACUCAAAGAGCCUCAAGGCGGGCCUGGGUAUCGAAGUGCGUGUCAAAGAAACCGCUCUCGACUACUCCCCCGGCGGACUUUACAUCGAUUUUCCCACGGAAGAUUAUGGCUACCGGGGCUCGGAAGGCAUCGUUGAGAAGCACACGCCUAGCUCACCGGCCGAUUACAACUAUAAGCCACUGUCGCUCAAAUGGCUGUUCUUGUUCCUCCUCUUCGGCGCGCUGCUUUUCUUCGUUGUUAUUGCUGGGCUCGCUCUCCGUCUACUACCCGACGCGUCAAAGGCGGCCGGAACUCUCCCGGCCUUCCAGAAUAUCACCGAGAUCCGUCGACGUUCAAUACUGCCGAGCAGUAUCAACUCAGAGAGUGUUGAACUGUUGCCUUUUGGAAAGCGACAGAAUAAUACAGACAGCGAAGAUGCCACAGCGACUUCAACGACAACUGACUUGAGUACGACGAUCGUCGAUGCGGUGACCAGUGUCUCCACACCGGCACCAUCAGUCACUUCUCAUACUUCAACCUCCACACCUUCCGUUGAGCAGCCCACAUCUGCUACUGUUCAAACUACCACAGCUGAAGAGACUACUGCGAUCACCAAAUCCCUCAACCUGCCUACAAGCACUGCUAAUGCCCCUUCAACCUCCACGGUCGUUACAGCGAGUGAGCAAGGCCAUCAUGACCAGACGACAAGCACCACAACUCAGGAUCUGCAAGACAGUACUACAACUACUACAAGGCAAACUCAGCAAAUUACCACGACAAGCCAAGUUCAAUCUACGACCACGACAAGCCAGGUUCAGAUGACUACCACCAUAGGCCCGAACCAACCAUCCACCACUACGGAGGAUGAACCAUCAACGACCACACAGCGAGAAGGAUCAACAACGACUACAAACGCAAACCAGUCCACGACAACUUCAGUCCAAGACCAGUCCACGACGACCACACAUAGGGGUCAAACCCCUGAUCCUACCAGUACCCAAGGCAGCGGCGAAGGCAGCGGCGAAGGUGACGGCGGUCACAACGAUCCAACCCCGACUCAAUAUCCUGGUCAUCACCCCGGAUCCACGAGUACUACCACAGAGGCUCCACCAACGCAACCUGUACCUACAACGGAGUCGGUCACCAAUGUCACCACUGAUCAUAUCACUACAAGCCAAAACACAGGAACGACUACUACGCAUCAGCAGACGGAACCUCAGGGGCUAUCGCAUACUGAGUCGGAAACCCCGCCACCCACUUCAAUCCCCGAUACGAGUGUCGUGACUAAACCCUGGGAAUGGCCAACUACUACAGCCUCAGCUACGAGUGUUGUAAUCCCACCUGUAGACUCAACACAUACCACGACGACAGACACGGGGGCUAUUACUGGUACUGGAAACCCUUCACCCACUUCAACCCUCGAUACGGGUGUUGUCACUGGACCCGGGGACUCGUCAACUACUACACCCCCAGCUACGGGUUCUGUGACCCCACCUAAAGACUCAACUCAAACUACAACAGACACAGAGGUCGUUACUGGCCCUGGAUACCCGUCCCCUACUUCGACCCUCGAUACGGGUGUUGUCACCGGACCCGGAGACCCGCCGCAUACUACCACCCUAGGAACGAGCAUUAUAACCACACCUGGAGAGUUACCCCCGACGGAGACCCCAGCUACGACUGCUGUAACCAAACCCGGGGAUCAGCCACCUACCAACCUCCCAGACCCAGAAACAGAGAGUGUUACCGUAACUUGGCCACCCAUAGUGUCUGGCCCUGGAAACCAGUCGCCUACAUCCUCAACAGAUUCAACGACUGUAUCGCAGACUUUGACGCAUGGAUCUACGCCCACGUCUGAUUCGACUGCGGGUGUGACAGUCACACUCCCUAGUACAGGAGAUACUACCACGUAUAGCUAUACUGAGCCUACCCCGCCUCAUGGUCAACCGACAACCUCGGGGACCACGCAAGCAGACACAACAUCAGCUUCUAGCUGGGGCCUGGGUACUAAUUCCCCCUCGACAUUGCCAGCUGGUGAGCCCGGUUCUGUUACGACAAGUCAUUCCUCCGACACUAUCGGAACAGGCGGCGAGCCCAGUUCUGUCACGACUACAGAGUAUACAGGCUCUUUUACCACGGGCCCCAACGCCGGCUCGACUACAACAGACCAGGGAACAGGGGCUAUCCCGACCAGUAAAGACACUCUCACUACCACGACAGCAGGUGAAUCAAGCCAUGUAGAAACAGAUGAGACCCCAGACCCUACUGGGACCAGACUUGGACCGGGUGUUACAUCGCCGGCGGGUGUUGCUUCCCCGUCAACCACAAGUCGUGAUCCAAAUACAGACCACACAGUCACAAAUGUCCCUGGAUCCAAUACUCCCUUGACAUGGCCUCCAACGGAGUCACCAGACACUCCAUCGCAUUCCCUUAGUAAUGCUCCUCCAACGAACUUGCCCAAUACCGACCACGCGAGCAGUACGACGACCCUGAAUCAGGUGAAUACGCAGAACGGGUUGACCGACGGUGCACUGCCGACAUUCACUCCUAGUCAGACCGUGGAAGGAGAACAGCCCCCAGUCAAUGGCCUAGUAGCCGCGACGGACGAAGGUGCCCAAAGCAAGGCCAUCGAGUUUCAAGCAGGCUCGGUCGACCAAGGUGUCCCUAACAAGACCAUCGAACAGCUGGAGACAACGGGUUUGACGGCGAUCUCAAGCGCUCAGAUACAUGCCAAACCUACCAAUACAGCAAAUACCGCUGUGGACGUUACAGCUUCAACCGCAGAAGAGGCACCACCACCUCCAAGUCAGCAUACCACUGAAGAGCUAAUGCUCGAGCCGUUCACAACCAUUACCACGACUAGGGCCACGACGACACCGCCGCCAGUCACAACAACCCUUACAACGUCGACUACCCGGGAAGAUGGCGUGUUCGUUCAGACUACCAUCAGUGUGGUCUACCAAAUCAAAGCCGACGCAGAUGAGCCCUUAACGGACUAUACCCUCGCUACGACCGAUGCUGGUGGCAGUGCGACGACCACCACGUUCGUUGCUUUCCAAUUCUACUCCACAGUGUAUGAAUAUGACUCGGCCGGAAAACCGACCAAGACAAACAUCCUGAAGAUCCUGAGCCAACCUCAGAAGACAACCUUGACGAACGCACAGGGGGUCCCCACCGCGACCGAGGAUUACUAUGUCGUAGUAGGACCCGUUACGCUAUUCGACAGUAACAACAAUCCAACAGCGACAGUGAGCUCGACAAUGGCCGAGAAAGCCGUCACAUCCACACUACUGGACGAAUAUGGAAUUGCAACAGCAACCGAGACGGUCUUAUUGCCGAUGACGACACUGACGAAAAUCUCUCUGGUGCCAACACCCACAGCGGCGCCCAACUCAGAUGGCGACCACAGUGUCUUGAAGCUGCACACGAUAUCCGAGGCAAAGUACUUCGCAGGCCUCUUGCUGCCGACCUUGAUAACCAUCGCGAUCUCCAUACCAAUCCGGAUCCUCGACCAGACCGCACGCCUGUACCAGCCCUUCCACGCCCUAGCCUUGGGAGCAACGGCCCCUGAUUCCCUCUGUCUGGAAACGACGGGGAUUUGGAGCUUCGUGGCCGGCUUCCGCUCCAUGCGGCGCGGAGAGAUCCUGCUCGGCAUAACUGGGCUACUUGUCCUACUCAGCGCCGUUAUAGUCCCCUUUAGCGCGGAGGUCUUCCGCAUGAUCCUACAGGGCCCGGACUGUCGGACGGGGCAGAGUGACGAGCUGAUCUGCUCGGUAGUAAUGGGUGUUUACCCCGCGCCCGCAAUCAUCGUCGUGGCUCUGCUCGUCCUCAUGCUCAUGGCCGUAACAGUGAUCGCAGCCCGGCUCCGCGGCUGGAGAUCCGGCGUGGAGCGCAACCCCUGGAGCCUGAUGUACAUGGCCGGCCUAACCGUACACCCAGACGUGCGCGACAAUCUCGAGCGGCUACGCCGCCGAAACCGGGAGAACAAACCGGUCGGCCGCGGCAAGCUAGCCAAGGUCUUCGGCGGAAAAACGUUUGGGCUGGAGGAGUACGAGGAUAAUGGGGUGCUGAAGUACGGGGUGCGGAUCCGCGACGAGGCGGGCCGGCCCAUGGUCAGGAAGGACGGCAAGACGGUGACGUUCAUGAACGCCGGCGGCAGCCCCCGCAGGAGGCGGAAGCUGGGGUUUGGGAAGUCGAUGCCGUUCUUCAUCCUCACGUGGACGGGCCGGAUCUUGUUUCUGUUGCUUCUGAGCGCCGUGCUGAUUGCCGUGCUCACGUACGAUAUCAUUGCGCGGGGGUCGGAAUACGAACGGGGACUUACUGGCAAGGCGGUCGGCGUGCGGUUUUUGUUUACUGGUGCUGGCGUUCUGGUUGCGCUCCUCUGGGGGUCGUUCUUUUAUGCCGUUGCCUUCCUCAGCCCGCAUCGACUCCUCCACAGCCAGCGCGUCUACAAGGGCCAGGCGAUCUACCUAAUGCCCCCAACCAACCCCUUCAGCGGACUGAUAUUCGCGCUGAAACCCCUGAGUAGAGACCCUUACCUCUGCCUCGUGGCCGCCAGCGCCAUCAUCGCCGAGAUCCUCCCCUUGCUGCUGGGAAACAUCCCGUGCAACGGGAUCCAGGCCUAUUCUGCGGCAGAGACGGUCUGCACGUGGAUGUCGGUGACGGUGCUGUGUGUCAUGAUCCUCACCGUCGCCGGCUCGUUCUUCGUCAACUGGCCUGAGAUGCUGGUCGAUCCGAGCACUAUUGCCGGGGCGAUGUAUUACGCUUGCGCGCAUAUCUUGGCGAUGAGCCCGACGGCGGGGCAGUUCUUUGGCAGGUUAAAGAUGGGUGUUUGA